GUAUUUAAAAGUUCUGUACAGUCCGCUGUGGAUAUAUUUUUGGGAGGCUGUAAUGCGUGCAUCCUGAUUGGGGGAGAAAGCGGAUCUGGAAAAUCUUAUACUAUGGCAGGCGAGGGGGUUUCAAAGUCUGGCCUUGUACCUUUGAUCAUUGAUUAUAUUUUUGCAAGACUUGCAAAAGGUAGAUCUACUUUUUCAAGUUAACAACAUAAAAUUUUGGAAUAAAAAAAAAAAAAACUGAAAUGUUUUUAAGGACAAAAAAAAAAUUUGUACGCUAAAAUAUAAUGAUAUCUUCAUUCUUUUAGUUGUUUCUAUGGCAGGCGAGGGGGUUUCAAAGUCUGGCCUUGUACCUUUGAUCAUUGAUUAUAUUUUUUCAAGACUUGCAAAAGGUAGAUCUACUUUUUCAAGUUAACAACAUAAAAUUUUGGAAUAAAAAAAAAAAAAAACUGAAAUGUUUUUAAGGACAAAAAAAAAAUUUGUACGCUAAAAUAUAAUGAUAUCUUCAUUCUUUUAGUUGUUUGCUUAGAUCUAUCAUUUAGUUAAUUUUAACUACAAUAAAUUGUAUAAACUUUGAAAGUUAAUUUUUUAAAAAUUAAGAAUGGGCGUUUUCAAAAAGUUAAAUAUUUCUGGGAGAGUAAAAUAAGUGGCUCAAAAACAUUGACUAAUUUGUUGGAAGCAAAAUCAGUUUUGAUUUAGUAAUGAAAUUUUUAACAGUUCCAGUUAUAUAAAAAAUAUUUUUUUUAAUAUAGUUUAAUUUUAUCCCCAACCACCAAAAAAAUAAAAAAACGACAUUGUCAUCCCAAAACUUUGACUUUUCUUGUUUCUCAGACAUUUUGAACAUGUGUGAAAAUGUGUGUUUUUCAUUUCAAAGUCUAUAAUUAUUAUUGAUCAACAUACAUUAUGUGCAUCCACAAUACAGAAAGCUACAGUUCUGAUAGGAAGUUGUCCAUGCGCAACCAAAAGGUGACUUUGCAGAUGUUUGAAGUUUAUGAUGAGAUUA
Lymnaea stagnalis (great pond snail) is the source of this 997-nucleotide messenger RNA. The record is from the annotation of a GenBank genome assembly. Lineage: Eukaryota; Metazoa; Mollusca; Gastropoda; Lymnaeidae.